Gorilla gorilla gorilla (western lowland gorilla) is the source of this 1079-nucleotide messenger RNA. RefSeq names its product NADH:ubiquinone oxidoreductase core subunit V2 (gene NDUFV2). The coding region runs from base 160 to 882 and encodes 240 amino acids. Lineage: Eukaryota; Metazoa; Chordata; Mammalia; Primates; Hominidae. Gene Ontology annotation, biological process: mitochondrial electron transport, NADH to ubiquinone. Gene Ontology annotation, cellular component: respiratory chain complex I. The transcript is spliced from 9 exons. The record is from RefSeq and is a predicted model, not a curated record. Gene Ontology annotation, molecular function: NADH dehydrogenase activity.
CCCUCGCUCCCUCCCGUCAGCCACCGCCCCUCGGCGAAGGGAGCGGCGUGCCGUCCGGGUCGCCUAGGCCUGGGGUCGGGAGCGCGCACGCUGUGCGCCCUGGGCGCGCUCGGGAUUCUCGCCUGGCGCGGCUGGGGAAGGUGAACAGUGUGGCCUGCCAUGUUCUUCUCCGCGGCGCUCCGGGCCCGGGCGGCUGGCCUCACCGCCCAGUGGGGAAGACAUGUAAGGAAUUUGCAUAAGACAGCUAUGCAAAAUGGAGCUGGAGGAGCUUUAUUUGUGCACAGAGAUACUCCUGAGAAUAACCCUGAUACUCCAUUUGAUUUCACACCAGAAAACUAUAAGAGGAUAGAGGCAAUUGUAAAAAACUAUCCAGAAGGCCAUAAAGCAGCAGCUGUUCUUCCAGUCCUGGAUUUAGCCCAAAGGCAGAAUGGGUGGUUGCCCAUCUCUGCUAUGAACAAGGUUGCAGAAGUUUUACAAGUACCUCCAAUGAGAGUAUAUGAAGUAGCAACUUUUUAUACAAUGUAUAAUCGAAAGCCAGUUGGAAAGUAUCACAUUCAGGUCUGCACUACUACACCCUGCAUGCUUCGAAACUCUGACAGCAUACUGGAGGCCAUUCAGAAAAAGCUUGGAAUAAAGGUUGGGGAGACUACACCUGACAAACUUUUCACUCUUAUAGAAGUGGAAUGUUUAGGGGCCUGUGUGAACGCACCAAUGGUUCAAAUAAAUGACAAUUACUAUGAGGAUUUGACAGCUAAGGAUAUUGAAGAAAUUAUUGAUGAGCUCAAGGCUGGCAAAAUCCCAAAACCUGGGCCAAGAAACUUCAGUUUUUAUAAUCUUCCUAAAUUGAUCCUUUGUGUUGAUAAACAGUGUCAACAAUAUUAAGGAGCUUAUUAAUUUUGGAAGAUCCGUAUCUAUCCAAACUGGAGUGGACGCUUCUCUUGUGAGCCAGCUGGAGGUCUUACCUCUUUGACUGAACCACCCAAGGGACCUGGAUUUGGUGUACAAGCAGGCCUUUAAUUUAUAUUGAACUGUAAAUAUGUCACUAGAGAAAUAAAAUAUGGACUUCCAGUCUACGUAAA